UACAAAACCAAAAGUCGAAAGUCUUACCGAAACUUUUAUCGAAAUUCCUACCAAAAGUACUGAAAGCCUACUGAAGGUCCUACUGAAAGUACCGAAAGUCCUACCGAAAGUCGAAAAUCCUACCGAAACUUUCG
Molecule: messenger RNA, 134 nt
Organism: Cetraspora pellucida
Lineage: Eukaryota; Fungi; Glomeromycota; Glomeromycetes; Diversisporales; Gigasporaceae
Source: the annotation of a GenBank genome assembly